This is a messenger RNA of Cyprinus carpio (common carp), 3143 nucleotides long. RefSeq lists its product as uncharacterized. Gene Ontology annotation, cellular component: nucleus. The record is from RefSeq and is a predicted model, not a curated record. Lineage: Eukaryota; Metazoa; Chordata; Actinopteri; Cypriniformes; Cyprinidae.
AAGAUAAAGAGCUGAUUGUUCUGUGUUGUCUGUUCCUUUAACAGAGAAAGAAACGUUAAGGUUUUUCAGCGUUGCGCUGCGCUGGGUUUAAAUAGAAUCUGGCGGUUGGCACAUUUGAUGUCGUCUCGCGGUGAUGACGUCACCACACAUUCGUUCCGCGUCGAGUCUUCUGAGGAGAGGCGAGCAGUUCACGGUAUUUCUCAUAUUUACACAAAUAUCAGACACUUUUCUAGACUUUCAGCGACACACACGGGCUCGUUUGUGUGUUUGCUGACUUAAACACUCAGAACAGCAGGCAACAAGCACAUCUGCUGCUUCCAAACAGAAAUUCAUCAUCAGUGAAGCUCCUCCCACUCUGGAAUCAUCAUAAGUGAAGCUCCUCCCACUCUGGAAUAUCAUCAGUGAAGCCCACUCUGGAAUUCAUCAUCAGUGAAGCUCCUCCCACUCUGGAAUUCAUCAUCAGUGAAGCUCCUCCCACUCUGGAAUAAUCAUCAGUGAAGCUCCUCCCACUCUGGAAUUCAUCAUCAGUGAAGCUCCUCCCACUCUGGAAUCAUCAUCAGUGAAGCUCCUCCCACAUCAAUCACUCCGCCAGUAAAUGCUGGAAUUUUCCCAUCAGUUUACAAGUGAAGACGAGCAUCAGAGCAUCAUGAAAGAGCUGAAAUCUGAGUUUAUUAAAGAGGAACGUGAGAACAUGAGUGAUCUAGAACCCUGCAGAAUCAAACACACUGAAGAAGAACAGAGAGACCCUAAAGAAGAGAACGAGGAGAGUGAAGAACUGAGUGAAGUGGAGGAGAAACAUCAUGUCAAACCUGAAGAGAAACCUCUGAGUCACUCCAAACCUAAAAAUAUAUUUUUUAAGGAAAAAAGAGCAGAGAAAUCUUUCACCUGCCUUCAGUGUGGAGAGAGUUUCACAUAUGAACAAAGUCUUGAGAUUCACAUGAGAGUUCACACCGGAGAGAAGGCACAUUCGCAAAGUUUAAAAUCGCAUCAGAAAACACAUACUGGUGUAAAAGAUCAUGUGUGCUUUGAGUGUGGGAAGUCUUUUACUUGGGAAAAACAUUUAAAACAGCACCAGAGGUUCCACACCGGAGAAAAACCUUAUAAGUGUUCACACUGUGGCAAGAAUUUUAGUUGGUUAGCACAUCUGAAAACACAUGAGCAGAUCCACAGCAGAGAGAAAACACACACAUGUGAUUUGUGCGGCAAGAGCUUUGCAUGCAAAAAACAUGUUAGAAUCCAUAUGAAGAUCCACACUGGAGAAAAGCCAUACACAUGUGAUCAGUGUGGAAACAGUUUCACUCGCUCAUCGCACCUUAAAGAACACAUGAGGAUCCACACUGGAGAGAAGCCAUAUACAUGUGAUCAGUGUGGAAACAGUUUCACUCAAUUAUCAAACUUUAAAGAACACAUGAGGAUCCACACUGGAGAGAAGCCAUACACAUGUGAUCAGUGUGGAAAGAGUUUCUCAUUAAAAAAAAGUUUUGAUGGUCACAUGAGGAUCCACACUGGAGAAAAGCCGCACGCAUGUGAUCGAUGCGGCAAAACAUUUCUUAGGGCAGCUGCCCUGAAGAAACACCUGACAGUUCAUACGAAGGAGAAGCCACAUUCGUGUUCUUUAUGUGGAAAGAGUUUUUCACGGCUGCAAAGUUUAAAAUUACAUCAGAAAUUACACAACCCUGUGAGAGAUCAUGUGUGCUUCGAGUGUGGGAAGACUUUUGCUUUGGUAAUCCAUUUAAAACAGCACCAGAUGAUUCACACUGGAGAGAAACCUUACAAGUGUUCACACUGUGACAAGAGAUUCAGUCAGUCAGGACAUCUGAAAAGACAUGAGCAGAUCCACACUGAAGAGAACCCUCACAAGUGUUCACACUGUGACAAGACAUUCAGUCUGUCAUCAAGUCUGAAAACACACGAGAGGAUCCACACUGGAGAGAAACCUCACAAGUGUUCACACUGUGACAAGACAUUCAGUCUGUCAUCAAAUCUGAAAACACAUGAGAGGAUCCACACUGGAGAGAAACCUCACAAGUGUUCACACUGUGACAAGACAUUUAGUCAGUCAGCAAAUCUGAAAAGACAUGAGCAGAUCCACAGCAGAGAGAACCCUCACAAGUGUUCACACUGUGACAAGACAUUCAGUCUGUCAUCAAGUCUGAAAACACAUGAGAGGAUCCACACUGGAGAGAAACCUCACAAGUGUGAUCAGUGCGGGAAGAGUUUCACAUUUAAAAGUCGUCUGAAGCUACACAUGAAGAUCCAUACAGUAAAGACACUGAGCAAUAAAGUCACUUCUUGUGUAAGUUAGUUUCCUAACAGUCACAAUUAGUGACAGGACAUUUUGUUGGUUAUUUGGAAAGUAUCUCAUUAUUACGAGAAAGUAUGUUAUUAUUAUGAGAUACUAAGUCAUAAUUAGAAAGUGUCUCUUUCUUUUUAUAAUGACCUUCGUAUUGAUAUAUUGGUAACACUAAAAUAACUUUCAUUAAUAAACAUUACGUAAUGCUUAACGGAGGAUUAGUUCAUAUAUUCACAUAUCGAGAAACGUGAAGUAAUUAGCUUGUUAAUGUUUACUAAUAAAUGUAUUUUAUAUGAAUUAGUUUAUUAGCAUUUUGUGUAAAUUAAAAUUCUUACAAAUAUCAUUAAACUUUAAUUCAUAUGAUCAUGCACAUCUUGAAAAUCCUCAAAUGAUUUUAACAGAUGUUAUUCAAUGAUUUAAAGCUCGUGUUAAUGCACAACACUUCUGCUAUUAAGGUGUGAUGCAGGUAUGAGCUUAGGCUCAGAUUUGGUGUAUGGGGGGGUUUAAGGUUGGAUAAGGGGUCAACAAGUGUACAGGGGUCAAUUUAAAUACUAUAAGGGGACACAAUUCAAUCUGUUUAUAUUGCAUUGUUUUGAUAAAUGUAAGUAUUUACAUUUAUUUACAAUAAAUCAAGUAUUUUCUUGAAAAUUUGCCUUCCCCCCACCCUCCUGUUGAUGACGCAAGACAUAUUCUGUUUAAUGAUACACAAUACUAUAAUAAUGUGUUGAUGUGAUAAAAACAUGUUUUUCACCCAAAUUACAAUGUGUGUUGUCUUUACCAAGCAUUUAGCUAAACUUAACUAACCACCCUUUACACAAACAUUGUUAAAGUAGCUAAAAGCCAAGUUCCA